UUCCCGCUGACGUGUCCGCGCCAAGCUGCGCCUGCGUCGUCGCAAAAGGGAAAUCCAACAUGGCGGCCGCCGGUCGGCUGGUGGCGAUUCUUGCGAUCGUUUUGUCUGACUUCGCCUUCAAAUCCGCGGAUUCCUUCAUUCCUCAAACUCAGAGAUGCGUGGACGCAAGUUGCAGAGAGGCCAUUUCUCAGGGCCGUGCGAGGAAGUCCUACAGGUCAGCUGACCCUCGUCUGCUGUCCUUCAACAUUCAUGAUGUCAUCACUGUCUUCAGUAAGGAGGCAGACAAGAAUGGCUUGUGGGGAGGGGUGGUUGCUGGGAAGGAGGACACGUUUGGGUACUUUAGGAAGGAUGCUCUGGUAGAGCUGAAUAUAUUUCAUACAUCACUGCCACAUAUAGUUCCUACAAAGGAAGCACUGCAAGGAAAUAUCCAAGAGGAAGAAGACACUUCUCAUGGUCACCCCCAGGAUCACCUGGCCCCAGGGUCUGAAGGGGAAGACCCUAGGACUAUGCAUGGGAGGGGGGACCCAUCUGUACAGAGAUCACAAGUGCCAAAUGAAGAGGAGGGGAUGGUUCAGUAUAUGGGUCAGGAGGGGGAGGACCAUGGUGCCAAACCUGUCCGUGUUCAGUGGGAACCUAUGAACUAUGGCGACCCCUCUGAACAGGUCGGGCAAAAUGGGGCACCCCCACAGGAGCAGCAACAUGGUAUGCCCCAUCAUGAAGUGUCUCAUUAUGAAGUGCCAUAUCACACUGAGGAAGGUCACCCUGAACAGAGGACAGGUGGUCUGCAACAUGACGUCCCACUAUCUCAUCAGCAGCACUGGCCACAGGGAACACCCCCUGAAGCCCAACAUGGUACAUCCCACCAGGAGGACCCCUCUCCCUAUGGCAUUCACCAUCAGCAUGAACAGAGGGACUAUGGGCACCCACAUUAUGAGCAUGGGGAGAAUCAGAACAUCCAUGAAGAAUCAUCACAACAGGCAUCUAAAGAAGAACAUGACACAAAUUUAGAGCAGAAGAGAUCACACAGGAGAAAAGUCAAAGUAAAAGCCAUAGAUGCCACAGAUGAGGACAAAGAUCUGUCUAGUAUGGGGGUUGAAGAUCUCAAUGACUACCUUGAGAGCUUGUAUAAAGACAUGGGAGAUGAAGAAAAGGAAAGUCAACAACAGGAUGCAGAAACAGAGCAAAAGAAUACAGACGAUGAGCAAGAGGCCAAAACAGAGGAGGAGCAAAGGGAGGAUAAAGAGGGGCUACAGCAGGAGGAGGAGGAAGACAUUCAGCAGGAGAAAGAAGAGGAUUUCCAACAGGAGGAUGAAGAGGUGAAUCGUGAAGAACGGGAGGAUGAAGAAGAGAAGGAAGGGGAGGAUGAAGAGGACGUGGAACAAGAGGAUGGAGGGGAGGUGGGAAAAAUGGAUGACAAAGAGGGUAAUAAAGAGGGGGAUGAUGAAGAAGAGUUGAAAUGGGAUGAUCAAGAGGAGGUGCAACAGGAGGAGGAAGAGGAGGUACAGAAAGUGGCUGAAGAAGAUGCUCAAACGGAGGAUCAAGAGAAGACAGAACAGGGGGAUGUAGAAGAUACACAAUGGGAGGACGGGGAAGAUACGCAACAGGAGGAUAGAGAAGAAGAUAGACAACAAGAGGGUGGGGAAGAUAUAGAGCAGGAGGGUGGGGAAGAUAAAGAACAGAAAGGUGGGGAAGAUACACAACAGGAGGGCAGAGAAGAAGAUACACAAAAAGAGGGUGGGGAAGGUACACAAGACGGUGGGGAAGAUACGCAACAGGAGGGUGGGGAAGAUACGCAACAGGAGGGUGGGGAAGAUACAGAACAGGAGGGUGGGGAAGAUACAAAACAGGAGGAUGGGGAAGAUACAGAACAGGAGGAUGGGGAAGAUACAGAACAGGAGGAUAGGGAAGAUACACAACAUGAGGAUAGAAAAGAAGACACACAACUGGAGGAAGAAUUGGAGAGAGCAGAUGGGGGGCAGCAGGAUGAUGGUGUAAACAAAGAGGAAUUAGGUGGAAUAGAUUAUAGAAAAGAAAUGGGUGGUGAUGAGGAAGAAGAUGAUGAAGGGGAUGAUGAAGAGGAGGAGGAGGAAGGUGAUGAUGAUGAUGAGGGGGAUGAAGAGGAAGAUGAUCAAGAGGAUGAGGCUCUAGAUGAUAUGUUUUUCAAUAUGGAAGAAGUUGAUGAAAAAGAUGGUAAGGAUAUAGGUAUAGAAAAGGCAGAACAUGAAGAAGACAAACAUGACAAAGAAAAGACAGGAAAAGAAGAAGAAAUGGAAGUGGCUGCAAAGCAGGGGGAGUUAGAGGACGAUGAGGAGGAGAAGACAGAAGAUGGUAAAGAUAUUGACAGCCCAUCCCAAGUGAGUGACAGGGAAAUUCAGGGGGAAAAUGGAGAGAAAGAACAAGAUACAACAGAAGAACCAGAAGAAGAACUGAUGGAGGAUGAAAAUGCCAUAGCAGCAAAUCAGUUGCACGGCAUCCAAGAGCAAGAGGGCUCUGAGGAGGAGCAGGAAGAAGAGAAAGACGAGGCACAUCAAGAGGAAAUAGUAAGCCAAGGUGAUGCCCCAGCUGAAGAUAACAUGGACGAGAACCAGGCAUCAGAUACGGAAGAACAGUCAGCUCAGUUAGAAAAACAGGACCAAGUCCCCAAAGAAGAGGAGGACCUUUCACAACACAAAGAGUUGAGCUCAGAUGAAGAGUCUGAGACCACUGAAUCAUCUGAUGGUGAGGAGACUACUGAGGAAGAGGAACAGCUUGAAGAUGAAAAUGCUGCUGCUGCCUCAGGGUUGAAAGAGAGUAACAUAGACGUAGAAACAAGUCUUGAGAAUGGUGAUGCAAAGGCCAUUGGAACACUGCAUGACCAAAGUGAGGAUGAAAGUCAGGGUCCAUCUUCUAUAGAUAUAGAGGAAACUUUGGAUGGCAUUGUUGAAGAUCAAAAUGAUGUGCCAGGAGAGAAGAUUGAGAGUUCAGAUGAGAAUGACAAGGAACCUUUGGAAUCUGAUAUGGUGGAAAACACUGAAUCAGAUUAUGAAACCGCUGGCAAUGAUAACUUAGAUAUAAUGCCUGAAGACAAUGUCAUGAAAGAUGAACAGGAAGCGACAGAUGAGUUGUUCAAGGAUUUGAAACAGAAGUCUCUGACUGAAGCAGGAGUAGAUGAUCUUGAUGGUUUAACUGACACCAAGAUGGAUGAAGCAUCAGCAAGUGAAGUCGAACCAGAUGUUGAAAAGUUACUUGAGACACCUCAACUGAUGGAGAUCCGGGACAAACUAAUGGAUAUGACUGAAUCCAUUACUGCAAAAACUAGAGAGAGAACAGAAACACUGCUUGGUCAGCUGGAAUCUAAAUUGUCUUUUGCAACAGCAGAUGCAACAGAUGUCAACAGCCAGGAUGACAUGGAGGAAAACCUGAUCUUGGAACCUGGCCCAGAGGUAAAGGAUGAACAGGAGGAAGAUUCGAAAGCAGAGGAGAAAGUCAACACUGAUACCCUGUUUCCAUUUGGUAGUGGAGAGAAUGCCAGGCAACAGCUUAGAGAACAGGUUGAAAAGCUUACCAAAUCAGAUGGUGUCUACCAAAAACAGCAGGAAAGACUAAGACAGGAAAUGCUGGAUUGGACUGCUAAGAUGAAGGAGAAACGUGAAGAGGCAAGAAAGGCCAAGGAGAACAAAGGGGAAACAGUCAUAGAUGGAACCACGAUUGUCUGGGAUGAGGUGUUGGAUGAUGAUGUUGCCAUGUCAACUGAGGACUUACCAUUUGAUUGGGAUGAGGUUCUGGACAAAGAGGCAUUUAUGUCUGAAUACAGCCAAAUAAUGGGACAGCCAUUUGGGGAAGACAUAAUGCCCACAAGUGUUCAAAGUAGUCCUGACAGCAUGCUGUCCACUCCAGUCGUAGACAUGAAAACAGAAGCAACUGCCAGUUCAGAUGAUAUGGCCAUUGGGGACCUGGAGAAAGAUGUAGCAAAACCAGGGAUGCAGCAACUGUUGCAAGGCAGUGAGGUUUCUCCAGACAUGGGAGAAACAGACAGCAUUGGUGUUGCAGAUCCUACAACUAUUCAGCCAACUGAGCCACUGCAGUCUGCACAUAUAACUGAGACAAGUGUGCCUUCAGACCAGGCUACAGCACAAACACCACAAUACAUACUGCCUGAUGAACCUGCACGGGGGUAUGGUUGGGAUGGACGCAGUACAGAAAGAACACUUAACUUGUACUUGGAAGGUGCCAAACCGGAACAAGUCAUUGACAAGGUUGGCCUUGACUCUGAGAAGUUAGAUGCCCUCAGAGCAGAAGAAGAGAAAGAGGAGGAAGUUGCACCAGACCAGACAGAUGCUGCAGACAAAGAGCAACCCACAUCAGAACCAGCAACUGCUUCUGAAUUGGAAGCAGAUGAAGACAUCUCAAAGACUGACACUGAGGACAUCUACAUAGUGUUGGACUUCCAGUUUCUUGAAAUGCUCGGGGCCCUGGUGCCACCGGAGUGGGCGGAGCAGCUCCGCGGCUGGGGGCUGGAGUACACACCGAACGACCUGAUCUUCCAGGGCAUCCCCAUACCCUGGCUGGCCGUGGUCACAACGCUGCUUGUCGGGAUCGUCACAUUCUGCGUCUUUUCCUACAAGUGUGUCACACGGUGUGUCCAUGGAAAACCAGUGGACCCAGCAGUCGUGAAGAAACAGCUAGAAGCAGAAAUUGAUAAAGCUGCUAAGGAGAAAGAAGACCUGAGGAAGGGUGCAGAGGCUGCUGAAGACAGAAUACGAGAAUUGGAAGAAACCCUGGAUGUAGAAAAGUUCUCUGCCCAAGCCUUGUCCAAGAAGAAUUCUGAACUAGAGGAGAAGUUAUCAUCUAAUGACCAGUUGGAAGUGACCCUGCGCCAGGAGAUCCAGAGACUUAUGGACCAGGUGUCUGAGGCCAGGGAACAGUUAGAGUCUACAUCCUCAGAGUAUGCAAAACAACAGGAGAUAGAAACAGAAUACAAGAAGAACUUAAAGAAGGAGAGAAAAGAAAAAGAAAAGAUACAAGAGCGGCUAACAGAGAUCGAGAGUAAGACCAAACACCUUGACAGUGAGAUGGUGAACAUUAAGGAACACAGGGACUUACUGGAGGAGAGCAAACGUCAGUUGGAAGAAGAAAUUCAAGGACGCCAAGAGCAAAUCAUGGCAGAAUACAUACCAACAGAAAGGUUUAGUGAACUGAAGGAGUCCAUUGAGCUGAUCAAGCAGGAGAAUGAGCAGCUGAAGGAGAAUGUCCAGUAUAAGGAAAAUGAGAUUGAGGCUCUCCAGGUCCUCAGAGACUGCCUGAUGCAGAUCAAGGCUCUGGAGUCGGAGGAUGCUGCAGCUGUGGUGGAAGAGGAUAGUGAAGAUGCCUCCACAGCAAAGGAUGAAAAGAUUCAGCAGAUGUUGGAUGUGGCACGAAUAAACUCCACCCUGAAGCUGGUAGAGUCAGAGCGGGACUACCUUCGCUCUCGGCUGGAGGAAGCGGACGGCUCUAGGAAAGAGUAUGAAGACAAAACGGACAGGCUCCAAAUGCAGGUGGAUAACCUUUCCGAGGCCAGGAAGCGUGCUGAGAAGCAGUACUAUGAGGCUCAGGUGCGCCUGAACACUCUUCAGGACUACUUCAAGGAGAAAGAAGUGGAACUGCAGAGAAAACUUGGUAAAGAGGAAAUGAUCCGGCAGGAUGUGAGUGGCAAGGUGCAGGAUACACAGGAAAAGUACAAAAUGGCUAAAGAACAAGUGGAGCUCUACCAAAACCAAAAGGAUGACCUUCUGAAAGAAAUGCAGGAGUCGGAGAGGAGCUUCAGGAACCAGAUAGCAUCCAUCGAGAAGAAGGCUCAUGAAAGCUGGAUGGCUGCCAGGACGUCAGAGCGUGAGGCACAGGACUCCAAAAGAGAAGCUGCCACACUCAGACAGAAGUUGCUGGAAGUUGAGAAUGCCUUGGCCAAAGAGAAGGACAAAUACCUGAUGCAGUCCCCACCUCUGAUCAAGCCAACACCAAUCAAUGGACCACCUCCUUUCCCUCCACGGUUCUCCCCACCCCUGCUGCCCCCAGGGGCACCCAGGCACGGUCCUCCCUUCGGCAGAAGUCCACCUCCAGGCCGUAAUGGUGAUUUUGAUGGACCCCCUUCCCCACCCCCAGAGAUGGCUUUCCGAGGUCCCCCACCCCCCAUGGGGCCUCCGCCCCUCGGACCACCCCCAUUCCGUGGCCCUCCGGACGACUUCCCAGACAGAGACUUUGACCGCCGUAGUAGACCUUCCUCUGAACGGGACUUUCCUCCUGACAGAGACUUUGAUCGCAGACCGCCCUCGGAACCGUUUGGCCACCCUGACUUCGGUCCAGGUCCACACAGAGGUCCACCUAUGGAUUUCCCACCCCCUCGAGGAGGCCCCCCUCCUAUGACACCCCCUGACCUGAGGAGAGGGUCGGGAUCCCUCCCUCCUAUGCCUAUGCGAGGACCCCCUUCUUCUGGGAGAAUGUCAGGCCCCAGAGAGCUUAGAGGACCUCCCAGGAGACCAGAUGAGGAGUCAGGCUCACAAGACUCCAGAUCAACUGGACCCCCCUCCCCUCCCCCCAUGGGUAUCCCACGAACAUCAUCACCAUUAGACUCCCCACAGCACUACAUGGGCCCCCCACCCCCUGGCGGCCCCCCUCCCCAACACUUCAGCCCUCAUGGCCCGCCCCCUCCCCGGAGGUCUCCCAACCCCCCUCCCAUGGGGAGAAGACCACCCCCUAGUGAUGAGGACAGACGAGACCGGUCCAGAAUGCCGCCAUAGUACAAACAUCUCAGAGAAAACAAACACUGUCCUUAAACCUCUGGCUUGCACUGGAGGGUCUCAAGUGUCUCAAUUUUAAGUGCCACAUCUUACAAAGUGGUACAUAUUAAUCUGGUCAUAUGUAAGGUUCCUUUCAAAGAAGUUAAAUAUACAAAGUCUCAAGAUAUAUGAAGCAAUUAUUUUGUUGCAUAUGUAUGUAGAACAGCUAGGGGAGUUCCUCUA
Branchiostoma floridae (Florida lancelet) is the source of this 6974-nucleotide messenger RNA. Its product is annotated as transport and Golgi organization protein 1 homolog. Gene Ontology annotation, biological process: endoplasmic reticulum to Golgi vesicle-mediated transport; protein secretion; vesicle cargo loading. Gene Ontology annotation, molecular function: protein binding. The record is from RefSeq and is a predicted model, not a curated record. The transcript is spliced from 31 exons. The coding region runs from base 60 to 6752 and encodes 2230 amino acids. NCBI's taxonomy places the organism in Eukaryota, Metazoa, Chordata, Leptocardii, Amphioxiformes, Branchiostomatidae. Gene Ontology annotation, cellular component: endoplasmic reticulum membrane; endoplasmic reticulum exit site.